This is a messenger RNA of Hydractinia symbiolongicarpus, 3397 nucleotides long. RefSeq lists its product as uncharacterized. Bases 86 to 3307 code for a protein of 1073 amino acids. The record is from RefSeq and is a predicted model, not a curated record. The transcript is spliced from 8 exons. Lineage: Eukaryota; Metazoa; Cnidaria; Hydrozoa; Anthoathecata; Hydractiniidae.
UUUUAUGGAAGUUUUCCUCCCGCUCGUUUUCGGACCGGCAGAGUGAAGUAAAAAAAGUUAUCGUUCUAAGAAAUUACUCUUUCAUAUGGCUUAUUCUCGCACGGUCAGAGAACAUCUGCUUUCCAUUGUUGAUCGGCUACAUGUAGAGAAGCUUGUGUUAUCUGCAGAGAAAGAUUAUAAGAAGGAGGAAGAGGCUUUCUUCAAAGAUGUUGUUCAUCCUGCAUUGUUACAGGAUCCAAAGAAUACAUUGUUUACUGUUGAACCUGGUUCAACAACUAAAGUUAGGCGCAGGGUAUAUAUGUUGCGAAGAUCUAAAACUACUGAAGGAGGCUCACUUGUCUGUGAAGUUUGUGGACAUUCAACUUUUAAACUAUUUCCAACACCACUGGAAACAACCGAAGGUGGUAAAAGAGUAAGCAAGUGGAGAAAAACAGAAGUGGAAACUGUCCAGGCAUGCCGUUCAUGUUUCAUUGAGCGAAAUGGUGGCCACACAUUACCAUACAAAACAAAUGAUAAAGUGCAGGUUCAACCACUCUUUGACCAUCAUCCUUGUGGCUUGACUACAGGGAGAGCGUCCGACUCCUGGCAUUUCGUCAGGCGAGAUAUAGUUUCACAUAAAGCCAAAUUACUUUUGAACCAUCGAUGUGAAGAUCAGAAUGAUAUUUUUACUGAUGUAACAGAGUGUGGAACAGAACUAACUGAUGAUGAGGAAACAUAUUACGAAGAUUCAGAUACUGAGCAAUAUUUGAUAAAACUGCCUUUUCAGAUUAGUCAAAAUAGUGAAAAGCUAAAUUUUGAAAAUGAAAAGCCUCUUAUUUUAAGUCCAAAUCAGGAAUUGCACAUAAUAUGUGAAAAUGUUUUCCCUGUAAGUAAUACUGAGGUGGUAAACUCUCAAGAGAAAAGUGAAGAAGGUAGAGUAAUUUAUAAGGAAGAUAUGCAGAAUGAAGUAAAUGUAGAGGUAUCCAGAAAAAAUAAUAACAGCCGUAAGAAUGAACUUGAGGAAGAUGAGUAUGUAGAUGUAGAAUUUGGAAAUGAGGAGAUUUUAAUCAAGAAACUGCUGAUUAAUAUAAAAAACAAAAUCGACAUUGAAAUAGAUGAAUCCAAUUCCUUAUCUACUUACACAGACCUGCUAACACAAUGUGUGAGUGGAGACCCAACCACUGAAGAUGUUUUCCAUUGUUUCAAUGAUCGCAAGUGUUUGGUGCGAAAGAUAAGAGGCCAAUUAAAAGUAGCUAAGUCAAAAAAGACGUCAGUUGUAAAGAGUCUACCUAAGUUAAGUUACAGAGGCGUUUGCAAGUUGGUUACUCUUGUACGCCCAAAGAAAGCGAAUUACGUAGAUAAUUCUGCGCGUGCCUGUUUGUAUGACGUGAAGGGUUUUCCAUGGAGAAAGCAAGAUUUACCUUCCUUUGUUAAUUUAAGCGUAUUGAGAUCUUCAGGUGUUAAAAGAAAGAGCUACAGAAACAGGAAAAGAGAAAUUGAUCAUUAUUUAAAUGUAAAUCAUAACGACUGGAUCAAAGAAGUGCGAUCAAGAAGAGCCCAAUAUCAAAGCGAAAGGAGAGACUCUUUGUCUUCCUGUGAAAAGAUUGAAAAUGUACAAAGUGAUUUAUCAUUAAAUGUCACUGGUAAUUCUCAAGAAAGUCCCGAUGAAAAAUGCAGAGACGAAGCCGAAGUUUCAUCAAAUGGCAUGUCUCCCUUUAAAGGCCUUGUGACAUGUGCUGUGUGUCGGUGUCCAGUGCAUAAAUCAUACAGCGUUUACGAUCGUGAAAAUUCACCUUUGCGUUUGUUACAGUAUUUCGAGGACGAUGUUAAAUCAAUACGCAUUUGCAGAACGUGUUUACCGUACUCUAAACCACCGGAGGAUCAGAGGCGUAGAAUACACAAAAAACCAACUACUGAAAAUGCAUGCAAGAAACGCGCAAGAGAAACAGAUGAGGACGAGGACUCAGAUGCGCCAUCAAAACAAAUGAAAUUGGAUAAAAAUAGGCAAAAGCAGAACUCGCCAAAACAAUCGUUAAAAACAAACCAAAAGUCAAGCAAACUUUCAAAAGUUAAUAGUGCUUCAAAUAGUAGCACUACUUCGAAAGAUACGAAACAAAAAGCUACUCCCUCCCACUCUUUCUCAAAGAGCCCCACAAGUGAUCACCGUUACGCCACCAAACAUACACCUACCCCUCUAACCCCUCCAUCGAAAGGCAGUAAAGUGAAAAAAAGUGUUUCUUCAAAUGAUAACAAGGCAGAUUCCCCGCGGCGGGAUCUAAAAGUUGUACCGAAACUGGAUGGAGAACAAUUUAAAAAAAUUACUGAUAGCACUCAGACGAAGUACGUGAUCGUUCAAGCUACAUCCUCCUCAGAUGGAAGCACCAUCCAGAAGCUCUCCACCGUGGCUGCAAACGGAGGGUCAGGCGACGGCAAGUGUAAUGAUAUUACUAUUAACGGUAAACGAUACAAAAUCGACACUGAAUUCAAACUAAACGAAUUGGUAAAGGAGAACGAAAACGCUGGAUUGUCCGGUCAUCGCGACCUUAUCGCACAGUUACCGAGUAUAUUGAAACGCACCAUAGGUCAUCGAAAUGGAGCGCCCACUAAAUAUAAAAUCGUGAAUGUGUUACAGACGAGUAAGGCAACCAAUGCUACAAUCCCUAUGUCUGCAGUUGGGAGUGGUUCCUACGAAGCGAAGAAUAAUGCAGUCCGGCUAAAACCAACAAAAACCCAACAAGUAAAAAUGAAAGUUCCUGCCUUUAUUGACGAUCCUAAAGUGCUUUUCAACGUGGCUUCCAAAAUAAAUGCGAACAUUUCCUCAAGUAGUGUAAUGCAAAUAGCACCAAGUCAUUCCAUGGUGUUGUCCAACGGAACAAGUGUGUCUUUCCCCAUGGGUGCGCAAAGAAGCACAGCUGGUCGUGUCAUGAUUACUCGUCCAUCUUUUGUGAAGACAGCGGCGAACAUUAAUACGUCGGUUACUUUAUCUUCCAUAACACAUCAAAUGCAGGAACAUUGGAAGCCGAAAGUUGCCGCAACCGUUCAAUCCAACAACAAAUCAACAGUGAGUCCUCUCAAAACGACGGUACGACCAGCAAAUACCCUGAUUCCGAAAUCCCCUCUCAAUACAGCCUCACCGUUGAAUACUCCCCUGUCUUCCAAAUCAAGCGGACUUGUUUCUCAAUGUCAGCAUGAACUAACUGCGUCUAAUAUAAACUUGAAAUUGGUCGCCUCGAAAGCAGCGAUACCAACAACGGCAACGACGGUAAAAUCGUCGACAACGCCGUCUAGCAUAACUAAACUACAAAUUGUGAAUAAUAAAGUGAAAUGAGUCUUACAAUUUUAUAAUUCUUGAGGUUUAGGUCUGGUGUAUGCGUAGAAUUUAUAAGUACAUGUAUUAUAAUAUAUUUAACAGCUCUUA